AUGACCGCAAGAAUAGUUUUCCGUAUCUUCGUUCUGGCUCUCCUGCUCUACAGCGCAGUAACUCAAAAAUGUCCUGCAGGUGGUAGAUCAGAGAGUUCCAUCGUGGGCUGGAUGUUACGCGGACACGUGUACGACACUCUUAUCGCUGAACUUCCGUUUACGUGCGUAUUCAAGUGUCGCGAAGACAAUCGAUGCCAAAGUUUUAACUGGGUUCUCUCUCUUCUUACGUGCGAGUUUAACAACAGGACAAAGGAAGCCAGGCCUGAGAACUUCAUUCCAAACCAAGACAGAUCUUACUAUCGACGCGAUUUACAACGAGGUAAGCCAUCAUUACAUGCCGUGGAUACUCUUAAGUUCAAUGGCCGGUCCGGGGAGACUCCCCCCGAACGGGGUACCUUUGUCAGGCUUCAUAUAUAUGAAAGGGCAAAGAAAUUUCACUGCUUGAAGUAUAUGAAAGGGUAGGAAAAUUAUGUAGGCCUAUAAAAUGACUUAAAAGAGCUAACAGAUGCAUUUUAUGGAUGUGAAAUAGCCGACGGAAAUUUUUCUGGUUUUGUGCCAAUUUUGUGCUUAUUCAUGUUUAAAAGACAGAGCAUUUACAGCAGUUAAGAGGGAUGGUUUAAACCCAUCCAUUUGCUAACGAAGAUAUUAUUCUGGAUGCAAACCUCCCCGGAAUUGAAUUGGAACCAUGAAACUACGAAAUUGUGAUUGAAAUACAGAUAUGAACUUUGUUAAAGCUACUGAGGGGAAAAUUUCUUGUAGUUUUUAUUUACUUUCGUCCUGUUCUGUUCCAGUUGUUCCAAGUGUUUUAUAGAUGUUUUUGAAAUACAUUAUCUGUUUAUUGUUUCAAAUGUAUUAUAAAAAAUGUAACCCUAAAUGUAAUGGUGUAAUGGUAAUUCGGUUUAGAUAUGUUUAUCCCGUCUUUCCGAAACAUUUUUUCCGUUUAUACCUCCCCCCUCCCCCCACCCCCCGAUAUAAGCCCCGCCUCGUUUAUAAGUUCACCCAAACCCCUUAUGAAGUUAUAUAAACCCAGGGCUUUAACGUGGGAUUUUACAGUAGUUCUGAACGAGCUAGGUAUGUUCAAUAGGUAGCAUUCGUGAAUGGAAGGUAUACGAAAGGGGUACCUUUUUUUUCCAAAACGUUAUAUAAAAGGGUAAAGGGUUGGACCUCGGGGAGGAACCUCCCUGCAUAAAACGUUGUUGAGUAGCGCCCCGUGCAUAAAGUAAAAACUAUGCAGGGGUAAAGGCAAACUGAUAAUGAAGAAUUGUUUUUUAACUUUUCAGUUCCCCUUGGUUCGAUUCAAGAACUCCCAGCUGAGACUUGUGACGAAAUAAAGAGGAGUGAAGGACACGCUGUUAGCGGGAAAUACUGGUUUUCCACUAUAAAAUCUGGUACAUCUGUUCUGGCUUAUUGCAAUAUGCAAACCAACGGUGAGUUUAGUCAGUUAUACAAUCGGCGACUACCGUUAACCUGAUUGUGCCCUCUGAUAAGUUAAUUUAUGAUUAAUUAUUAGACGACUGACGUAAAUGUUUCAUAUUUAGUCACAGAUGCGGUGACUGAUGAAAAAUUAACCGGUAGAUUUAAACUGAUAAGACACGGAGAAAAAAAGACAAAUUUUAAGAGGAAAAAAGACUCAUGGAAUCACGAAAGAAUGGGUACUCCUCGCGUCACAUGUUAGGGCCUGAGUAAAAUGCCCAUCAACAAGUUUUUCAUCAAUCAAUAUGUUCGCUGUUCUAGACAUUGACGAAUGCGGUGCCUCUUCUCCUGUAUGUGACAUCAAUGCAAACUGCUCCAAUACUCGUGGAUCGUAUAUCUGUACCUGCAGGACAGGAUAUACAGGCGAUGGAAAAACUUGCCAAGGUAGGAUAAAUGUCGAUUUACUGUGAUAACAACGAAGAGGGCAGAUUUCUGGGGACUUGUGACGACCAGUAAAAAUCGGCAAUCCAUCGAAUCCAGUCCUUUUAUAUACGGGCAGUGCAUGACAUCAUGCCUCGGGUUAUACUUCUGUUAUUAGAAACUUCCUGGAUAAAUGUAAGUGUAUAGAAAUUCUUUAAAAUGGCGCGCAAGAAUUAAAACGUUUAAAGUCUGUUAUUUAACCAAGAAAUGUAAUGCCGUCAUGUAAUGCCCACGAAACCAAGUAGAAAAAGAGAAAAAAAUAUGAAGCAACAGCAAGCGGGAGAUUUAAACUGAUGACACGGAGAUAAAAAGAGAAAUUUUAAGGGGAAAAGAGACUCAUGUUACGAAGGAAUGAGUACUCCUCGCGUCUCUUGUUAGGGCCUGAGUAAAUGCCAUUCAACAUUUUUUUCAUCAAUCAAUAUGUUCGCUGUUCUAGACAUUGACGAAUGCGGUGCUUCUUCUCCUGUAUGUGUCUUAAAUGCCAACUGCUCCAAUACUCGUGGAUCGUAUAUCUGUACCUGCAGGACAGGAUAUACAGGCGAUGGGAAAACUUGCCAAGGUAAUUAAGAUAAAGGUCGAUUUACUGUGAUAACAACGAAGAUGGCAGAUUCUCAGGGAAUUGUGACGACCAGUAAAAAUCGGUAAUCCAUCGAAUCCAGUCCGUUUAUAUACGGGCAGUGCAUCACAUCAUGCCUUGGGUUACACGCCUGUUAUUAGAAACGUUUUCGGGUAGCCUGAGAAAACAGCCGAACUUUGGCGACGUUACCACUGGUUUCCCCGCCAAAUGACGUCUGAGGAACGAGCGCAGACAUUCCAUACUGAUCUAAACUACGAGCAGUCUCUCUUGUUUCUGUAGUCUGUCGAGCAAAACGCGAGACACGCAAAUGGCCACGCGCGUGACUGAUGGCGCGAGACGGGAGAGGCACGAAAAAAGAGAAUCACAAAUCAGCCAAUCAUAUUUUGCGUUGUGAGGCCAACGCUUAAUUCAUUGGCUCUGGCUAAGCGGGCAGUCUCUCUUUUUUCUUCUCGGGCUGCCGCCCUCGUUUCGCGCGUCUGGCGGCUUCGCCGCUCCCGCGCGCGUGCAUUGCUCUCACUAAAUCUGAAGAAAAGAGAGACUGCUUGCAGUCUAAUACUGAUCACGCGUCAUUGCCCAGAUCUGGGUUCUGAUUGGUCGUGCAGCAUGGGAAAUUUGAUUCAACUAAUCAGAAGCACUUCCCAGAUCUCGGUGGUGAUGUGUCAUAAGUAUGGAAUUUCUGCGCUCGUUUCUCAGACGUAAUUUGGCGGGGAAACCGGUAGUGGCGUCGCCAAAUGUCGAUUGUUUUCUCAGGCUACUUUUUGGGCAAAUGUAAGUGUAUACAAAUUCUUUAAAAGGCCGCGUAAGAAUAAAAACGUUUGAAGUCCGUUAUUUAACCGCAAAAAGUAAUGCUGUAGUUACUUAGUAGCCCGCCUAGCCCAGUAGAAAAAAAUUAUGAAGCAACAGCAACCGGGAGAUUUAAACUGAUAAGACACGGAGAAAAAAAGAGAAUUUUUAGGGGAAAAAAGACUCUUGUCGCGAAGGAAUGAGUACUGCUCGCGUCACAUGUUAGGGCCUUAGUUAAUGCCCUUCAAUAAUUUCUUCAUCAAUCAAUAUGUUUGUUGUUCUAGACAUUGACGAAUGCGGUGCUUCUUCUCCUGUAUGUGACAUCAAUGCGAACUGCUCCAAUACUCGUGGAUCGUAUAUCUGUACCUGCAAGUCAGGAUAUGCAGGCGACGGAAAAAUGUGCCAAGGUAGGAUAAAGGUCGAUUUACCGUGUGAUAACAACGAAGAGAGCAGAUUCCCAGGGACUUGUAACGACCAGCAAAAAUCGGUAAUCCAUCUAAUGCAGUCCGUUUAUAUACGUGCAGUGCAGGAGAUCAUGCCUCGCGUUAUACUUCUGUUAUUAGAAAUUUUUUGGGUAAAUGUGUGUAUACAAAUUCUUUAAAAGGCCGCGCAAUAAGAAUUAAAACGUUUGAAGUCUGUUAUUUAACCGGGAAAAGUAAUGCUGUAGUUACUCAGUAGCCCACCUAGACCAGUGGAAAAAGAAAAACAAAAUUAUCAACAGCACCUGGUAACCCAAGGUUUUUGGAACAGCCUAUAUAGAUAAACUCUGCUUUAGAAGAAUUAUGAGAGAUGUACCAGGCGUGGACAACUCGAUGGCCGCUGAAGAAGAAGAAAACUCUAAAACGUUUUUGUUCCCUGUUGAGGAAAUUCAGACUGCUUUCAACGGGGAUCGAACAAGGUUGAAUGUUUUCAUUAUUUUUAACUUUAUUAUUAUUAUUUGAUUUUAUUUUGUUAGCAAGGAGCCUACGAUAGAUCCUUGUGGAACUCCAAUAUUUUUGUUUUUCUAGACAUUGACGAGUGCAGUGCUUCUCCUCCUGUAUGUGACAGCAAUGCCAACUGCUCCAAUACUCGUGGAUCGUAUAUCUGCACCUGCAAGGCAGGAUACAACGGCGAUGGAAAAAUUUGCGGAGGUAGGAGAAAAUAAUUAGCUAAUCUAAAGGUCAGUUACUUUACUAUUAUAACAUCGACUAUGGAAGUUUCCUAAGGACGUGCGACAUCAUAGCAUUCAAAAUUGUGGCUAAUAUAAUGAGAUCGGCAGUCCGCUAAAUCCGCCGGUAAGUUUUCGUAUCCAGCAUUGUAUGACGUCACACCUCAUGUUAUGCCUCUGCUGGAGCCUAUAACACAGAGCGAGCAACUUCCUUGUACUCUUAUCAAGGCGUUUUCACCAACGAUUUCGGCGUGAAUUUCGACUAUCUUUUAGGUCCCCCAAACCAGUCAGCAAAAGGAAAAUGCCUGAAACUGGCAUUUUUGACUUUUAAAUAACUCUGUAUCAUGAGCCGCCACUUAAGAUCAUGCGCUACCUCACUUCCGUCCAAAGUGCAAAGGCGUAAAUUUAAAUCAUCUAGCUCAUAAUAAGGAUUAGAUUUGAAUAAGGAUGUAGGACGUCACAUUCAAACUUAUUUAUGCAUACGGCACACACUAUUCUAUAAUUUAAUUUAUGUUUACAUUUUCUUGCACAAAUAACGUACUUAUUUUUUUUUUAAUAUAUAUUACUUCUUUUAAGAAGUAAUUACUCAAUUGUUGAGUGAGACUGAGUAGGAUGAAGAAUUUUGCAGAUGGAGGAAGAUAUGUUGCGGUGAAUAACAUCCUCGGAGAUCUGCAUAAUUCUUCACAUUAUACGAAAGCCUAAUUCAUUCAUUGUCUUAUUUUUCAUUCAAAAUAUUUCUUUAUUCUUAUUUAACAACUUUUCCUCAUCGAAGACUUUAUUCAAACCUUUCGCCUAUUUCCCGGCACAGUUUUUCCUUGCAGUGCUCCCCAUCGAGCGAUUUGUUUUGCGUAUUCUUGCAAUUCUUUCGUUCAGUUUUAGUUUAAAAUUCAACUAUUCCGGAUGGUCGUGAACGCCUUUUUUUCAGAAUUUACUGGUGAAUAAUUAGCUAGUUGGAAACGACGUUGAUCGAUGCCAUAUUAAGAACAUGCGAGCAAUUUACCAUCGAUUUGAUGGCAUAUUGCUCCAUCCUCCAAAUAUCAUAAACGCCAGUUGAUUAGGGGCUUUGAGCCAAUCAGAAGCGUCAAAGUAUUUUGAAUGAAUAAUUGUAAUUAACGUAAUAUUCUAUUUACGCUAUUUCAUUUUAUCAGCUGUUCAUCUAUGUUUAUCGAACAUUUUGAUAUAUCUAUAUAGAUACUUCAGGGUUAUAAGUGUUUAAAUUAUUUUAAAUUAUUUUAGUGACAUCAGUUUCGAAAAAAUAUGUUACUUGAAUCACCUUUUCUUUUCUCUUCCCGUAUAUCAGUUUUCGCAGAGGGACUGAAUGACUCCGUUAUCUUAAGAGAUAAUGUGCAUCACUUAGCUAAUUUAAGCGCAUGGCUCAAACCAGUCGCCCAAAGCGAAUCUUCAAAAUGGAAGCGCUGUUGGCGUGCGUCCGUGGAUGGCUGGGCUGUCACUACUUUUCACAGCGGAUGUGACAACAAAGGACCAACUGUAACAAUAAUAAGAGUCGGAGGGACGUACAUAUUUGGAGGCUACACUAACCUCUCAUGGGGUAAGCUCUAAUAGACCUUGUCACGGUUUUCGACGCCAUAUUCACGUGGGCAAACGUGUGAGAAAUUACAGUGUUUAUAUGAGAAUCUGAUGUCGAAAUAUUUCCGUAAUUCGGCUGUUCUGAAAAAAAAAAUCAAUUGUAAACUAAAGCUACAAAGCAAAGGAUUGCACUAAAAAAAUUGGGGGGCGUACCUGUCCUUAAAUUUCUCCAGAGGAUUGCUUUAGGUUUUCCUACAGACAAGUGUAUGGAAAAUUUAAAAAAAGUGGUUCUAGGUAUUCUAACGCAUGCAACGCCCUCACUUUUUUUUUUCAGUAGCAUCCUUAGGAGUGAAGCUUUAGCUUAAAAUUGAUAUUUUUUUCAUAACAGCAAACACUGUAAUUUCUCACUCGUUUACCUACUCGUCAAGAUGGCGUCGAAAACCGUGGCAAGGUCUAUUUUUAAUGGUCUAAACACCAAACAAAGCCGGCCACCUUUUAGUAUCACACCGUGGUUGCGCAUAAUAAGCUAGAGGGAUUGUUGGCGUGCGGAAUCCAAUCAGCCCCUCUCCAACAAUACUCUUUACUUACGUUCUCCAUUUUAACACAACAAUGUUUGGGAAUUCGGGUUUGUAUGUUUAACACCAAUUCUGUAGGGUUACUUCAUUAGGGAAUCGUAUUCGUAUUCGUAAUCGGAACGUUGUUUCAUGCAAGAAAGUCAAACAAUGAUACUAUUAAGAAAAUUAACAGCUUUUUAAAUAACAGCAUGAAAUAAUACAAGUGUAAUGGAAAAAUGAUGGAUAUGGGUGUUGCAAUGGGUUAGGGCUGAAUCCUCACGAAGACGACUUUCUUUCCCAUUUUCCAUGAAUAAAGCGCAGUUAAGGCGAAGUAGUAGUAUACGAGGUAAAGAAAGUUCUGUUGCACAAGGAUGACAACUUGACACUGGCUUAUCUAGCAGAACGAUGGAUGAUUACAAAUUUUCGCCGGCAAUAAAAUUCUGUACUGAUAUUUGUUACUCUAAAAAGUGGUUUUCAGGCAAAGCAUUCGGCACUAUUGUCUCAAGUGCCGUUGUAUUUAAAAAAGAAUAACAAAAAUGACUAGAACGCAAGUGGGAGUUGAUUAAGGCUUAAGUUCCUAAGGCUCGCUUUCCUGCUCUUCAACUAAACGAAAACUGUAUAUAAAAAUUGCGAGUUAGAUGGGGAAAAAUGCCGCUUCUAAUCAAGUCUUUUUUGUUAUAGCUCAGUUCAAGUCUUUUUUGUUAUAGUUCACAUUAAAAAUAAAAUAAAAUAAAAUAAUUGCCAACGAGCAGCCCCGCGAAGAACCGAGGCUGCGAGGCGGCAGCCUAAUAGAACCGUGCGCGAUUGUUCCAAGGGCAGAAAAAAUCUUGAAUCGAUGCAACACAGAGUAAUGUAAGGCAGCCGUAACGUAAUGCGGAACAGAGAAUGCAUUGCUUUCGAGCGAACAUUGAUACAGAUCAGAGAAUCCACGAGCCGUUUGUGUGUCUUUGUGAGUCCCGCGCUCAUCCCGUCUUCAACCAAUCGUCAUGUGGAUCAUUUCCAUCCUACACCAUAUCUGUCGCGUUUGCCUGUUGUAAUUUUUUAAUUGCAUGCCGCUAAUAACGCAGCGAAAUGUUUUGUAUCUUUGAAGCAAAACAAUUAGGAAGGCUUCUUUGGCGCACCAUAAAUUUUUUUAGCUUUAAAAAGAGACCAAGUACAAGUCUGUACGUUGAAUAUUCGCAAACUUUAACAUCAUUUUUCGAGGAUUUUAAGUUUGCUUAUAAGUCCACUAAAUUUUACGCAAAAUGACCUGUGCGCAACUUCGGACAAAAACACGAACUCCAAUAUCUCGAGAAAUUUGCUGCGUAAAGUCGGGAUCUCAAAUUCUUAAUGCAGUAGAACAGUUAAGUUCACCAUUUUCAAAACACAAAUUAAAGCAAGGGGCACACAUACACCAAACCCAUGAUCCUCGUUCCCCGCGCAUAUCGUGGGAGAACUGCCGUGCGAUUCCCAGUCAACAGCUCCCACAUGUGUUGUGUGGAGCUGGCUCUUAAAGAACUCGCCUCGGCAAGAAAGGGUCACUGAUCAACGGCUAUGUCUUGCUGAUCUGUAAAUAAAUUAUUUAAAAGAAAAAAAAAGUAAGGGCGAAACAGCUGCUCAUGGCUGCCACUGCCCGCGUGAUAAUGGCUGUGCGCAUGCGUGAGGUAAUGGUGUAUGUGUGCCCCUUGCUUACUUUAAUGGUAACUCGUGCUCCACCUUCCCCGCGCAUGUCCUGGUAGAAUGCUGUGCGGUUCUCAUCCAACAGCUCCCACAUGUGUUGUGUAGACCUAGCGCUUAAUAGACUGCUUUGCACUCUCCUUCGCAGUAAGGGAUUUAUUUUUCUUGCUAUCAGUACCGUCCCGGCCGCGAGUUGGUGUAUGUGUGCCCCUUGCUUUAGGUUUGCACUAUUUUCAAUGCUUCAUUGCUCUUAUUUCUUUGCUCGUUGGCACUAAGCGAUAGCUUUUACUAGUAAUAAUAAUAAAAUAAACUGAGAGAGUAUUUUGAUCAAAGCUAUGUAUACUGAGAUCACACUGAAUAACAGCAUGGAAUCUUACGUUUCCUGUUUUUAUCUAGUAAGUCUAGUAGUCUUUAUUUCCACACAAGAUAAAAAAUACAUAUGUUAUGUUACAAUAUUUGAGUAAAAAGUAUAUAUAUCUAAGUUAUUUACAAAAAAAAAAAACGCUCACAUAGCUAAAUUGUAUUUAAAAAUUAAGCGAUUAAUGUAAGAGUUCUUGAAUGUAUCUGUAUUAACUUUCGGAUACUGACUUGUUCGAUUCCUUAAAUUGUAAGUCGAUACUUUCUUCUUGGGUAAUAGUCCCCUUAGAGGGUGUCGGUCUAUGCCAGAUACCUUACGAAAUACUUUCCUAUCCUGCUUUUCUAGAAGGUGCUUCAUAGAAAAUGAUUUAGAUGUAUAUUUACGUUUGUAACAUCUAUCUAGAAAACACUGCAUGCUGUCAGCUCCGCAAACAACGCAAACUCAACUUUACUUUAGCAAAAUGUUUUUGUUUGUUUAUUUGUUUGUUUUGUUUUUAACUAUUUUAUGUUUUAAAUAUGUGCUGUAGUCAAUUACAUACUUCAAGGUGAUUAAUGUAAAUUCAUUUUAAAUCUUGUACAUUUUGCAUCUUUUUUAGAAUCUUAUCGUAUCUUUUUAGAGUUUUUUUUUUCGUAGUUGUUUUAUUGUAAGUCAUUUUAUCCUGUUUUAUAAGAAACAGAAUCUCAGUUGCUAUUCUGAAAACAUCUCUCCUAUCGUUAAGGGGAUCGCGUUCAAGGAGGAGAGUAAAUCUCAACCUAAAAGAGGUGGACUUUGACAUCGAAAGAGGACUUUUAGGACGCUGGAUUUUUAUUUAGAGAAUAGAUAUUGAAUAUUGCAUAUUCAAUUAUUACUACUAUUUAAUAUUCUUAUCGAUGUUGGUUCAUGUUGAAAUCGUGGCAGUUUUUUUACUUUUUUUUUUUUUGAAGUCAUUUUAUCCUUAGUACUACAUCGUAAUCACUUUUACACGUAAUAGUUUUUUUUUUUUUAAGAAAUAAGCUUUAAAUAUUAUGUGUUUACACUGCGAAAAUGAUGAUGAUGAUGUUGAUGAAGAUAAUAAUAAUAAUGGCCUGAGGAGCCCAAAAAAUCUUCAGUAUGAAUCGGUGUAUUUCAAAAAGCUGCACAAAGACCGAGCAGAACGGGGGCUGCUCUAGUGUCAACUAUUACAAGUGUGUACCUCUUUUUCACUCAUUAAGUUUCCCUUGCACAAUUAUUUCGUGUACUCUGUCGCCAAAAAGCAAAACCGUACCAAGACGGCAUCGCAGGGGGUAGUUAGCAAAUUAAUUUGGAAGUACAGUGCUGGAACGGUUACCUCGGCAUAACGAAGGACCAAGAAACCGGCAGAAUUUGUUCGCUAUUCAACGAGGUUUCGUUUUAUCGAGUUUCUUUUCCGUGGGGUAAAGAAAAUCGUUAGUUACAUUAAGGAAUUCGUCAUAUAGAGGUUCGUUAUUUCGAGGUUUCGCUCGUCUGUAGUAAACAACAAUUGAACAAUUCAAGCCUUUAUAUCGGGAUGUAAUUUAUCGCUCUGUUCAAUCUUUUGUAGCGUUUAGCUUUUAAAAUAAGUACCAGUUUCUUCCUUCCAAAAGUAAAUACUUUUAAAUAUUUAAAAGUAAGAAUAAGUUUAUUCUUACUUAAGUUUGUUCUUACUUAAAAGUAAGAAUAAACUUAGUAUUAAAAACACACUUUUCACAAGUUGAUAUCUUUGCUAAGAGAGUUAAACUAUUACGAGUACUAUCAGUAUAUUUUCUGGUCUGUAUGAAUUCCAAUUUUUGAACAAAGUCUUUGCAUUGUUAAUCCUUUUCAUUUGUUAUUUUCCCAACAGGUUACAGCAGUUGCAGCGGGUAUAGAUAUGAUCCCCAGGCAUUUCUUUUCUCGCUGGUUAACAAGCCAGGAUGGGCGCCUGUGAAACUACCUCAGACAGGGCAGCAUAGUUCUUACAGAAGAUCCAUAUACGACUGCUCGCAUUAUGGACCUACUUUCGGAGGAGGCCAUGACAUUUACAUUGCCAACCAUGCGUCAUCCAGUAGCAAUUCCUAUGCCAGCCUUGGCUGGACUUACAGCCCACCAAGCGGGUAUAAGCACUCAAGCACCUUCGCCCGGACAUUUCUAGCAGGAGGAAGUAAUAAUCUUUUUACUCCAGAUGAAGUAGAAACAUUUUACGAAACAACCUAG
This is a messenger RNA of Porites lobata, 10661 nucleotides long. Lineage: Eukaryota; Metazoa; Cnidaria; Anthozoa; Scleractinia; Poritidae. The record is from the annotation of a GenBank genome assembly.